Molecule: messenger RNA, 836 nt
Organism: Saccostrea echinata
Lineage: Eukaryota; Metazoa; Mollusca; Bivalvia; Ostreida; Ostreidae
Exons: 6
Coding region: 1-672 (223 amino acids)
Molecular function (GO): calcium ion binding
Source: RefSeq, a predicted model, not a curated record
AUGGAGGAUACCACAGUGUCUGACACAUCUGUUUCAUAUUUGAAUAUUUUACUGGAGAGGGGCGUUAAUGGUAACCUGACAGCAGGACAUUUUGUUUGUGUGGAAAAGUUCCGUUACUUCUCUGUUCUUCUCCUGAUUUGUCUUCUAAUAAUUGACCAUACGGAGUCAAGGGUUCGGAGGCGUUUGGGCCGAAACCGCCGAAACGCCAGAAAUGAUGGAAAUGGAGGAAACCGCCGAAUCGCCAGUAAUGUAAGAAACAGACGGGUCCCGGCUAAUUUCAGAAGAGCAGCAAGUGUUUUAGAAAAUUCUUUCACAGCACUUGAUUUCGCAACAACAAUUAUUGAUUUAGUUGGAACAGCAGAAGAGUUUUCGAAGCGAUCAGCAGAGAACGCAAUUCCUGAUAUAGAUAUCUGUAAAGUAAACAUGCUUGAUCUGAAUGAUGACAAUAAUAUUACCAAGGAGGAAUUGGCCAUUCUGAUUCAAAGCACAGGGCGAGAGGAGUUGGGGGAACUAUUUGAAAACCUAGACAAGAAUAAUGAUGACAUCGUUACACAGGACGAGUACACGAACUUGUAUGAAGAUGCCUGCAAAGGGAAUUUGAAAGGAGCAGAUAACCAACAAAAGGGCGAAUCAAAUGUCAAGGAAGACGAUCAACCGGAGGACACAAAUUAAAAUUUUUUGGAGGAUGAUGAAAGUUUUAAAUUUUUUUGCUUAAAUGAAAUAUAAUUCUUCAGAAUAAUUUAUGAAAUUACAUCUUUCACAAAGCAAUAUUCAUAUAAAUUGUUUCUUCACCUGCAUGAUUCUUUAGAGACAUUGAAAAUCAUCAUAGAUUACAG